Molecule: messenger RNA, 3045 nt
Organism: Triticum turgidum subsp. durum (durum wheat)
Lineage: Eukaryota; Viridiplantae; Streptophyta; Magnoliopsida; Poales; Poaceae
Source: the annotation of a GenBank genome assembly
AUGACGGGCCGGGCUAGAUUGGGCCUGACUUCGCUGACCUACCUCAAAGUCCCAAACCCCACUUCACUAGCCCACCCCUCUCGUCCUGUCCCCCGUUCUUCUCCGACCACCCGCCUCGCCGGCCGCCACCUUCCCAGUUACCGCCCCGCAGGCCGCCACCCACCGCUUCCGCCUUCCCAUUUACCACCCCGCCGCCGCAGCAAGACCGCCACAUACCUCUCCGGCCAAUACAUGCUUCAGAGAUGCCACUUACUCCGACCUGUUUCCUCCCCCCUCCUCCGCCGCCGCCCCAUCCACUCCUCCGCUCCGCCCCAAGCCAACGGCGAGGUCGGCGCCGCGACCGACACCACUCUGCUGGGCCGUCUCACUCGCCUCCUCCUCCUCCACCGCUUCCCCGCCGUCUCCCGCCUCCUCUCCUCCUCCCCGCUCACACACGCACUCCUCCACGCGGCCCUCCGCCGCGUCCGCCUCGACCCGGACGCCGCCCUCCACCUCUUCCGCCUUGCUCCGUACCGCCCCUCCCUCCUCGCUCACGCCCAGCUACUCCACAUCCUCGCCCACGCCCGCCGCCUGCCCGCCGCGCGCGCCCUCGUCGCCUCGCUCCUCUCCGCCCGCUCCAGCUCGGCAGCCCCGUCCCUCUUCCCCCACCUCACCGAGGUGUACAAAGACUUCUCUUUCUCAGCCGCCUCCUUCGACCUGCUCCUCCGAGCCCACGCAGACGCUGGCCAGCUCACCGACGCCCUCCACGUGUUCGAUGAAAUGGGGAGGUUUGGGUGCCGUCGCACCCUGCGAUCCUGCAACCGCCUGCUCAACCAGCUUGUACAGGCUGGGGAUGUGGGCACUGCGGUGGCUGUGUUUGAGCAGAUGCGGUGUGAUGGCACACUGCCGGACGAGUUCACGGUGGCCAUCAUGGCAAAGGCGUACUGCAGGGAUGGGAGGGUGACACAGGCAGUGGAUUUCGUGCAGGACAUGGAGAGGAUGGGUGUGGAGGUGAACCUGGUGGCAUAUCAUGCGCUGAUGGAUGGGUAUUGCGGAGUAGGACAGAUUGAGGCUGCGAGAAGGGUUUUGCUGUCACUGGAGUCUAAGGGCCUGUCACCGAAUGUGGUUACAUAUACCUUACUUGUAAAGGGUUACUGUAAGGAGGGGAGGGUGGAGGAGGCUGAGAGGGUGGUUAGGGAUAUGAAAGAAAAUGAGAAGAUCGUGGUUGACGAGGUAGCCUAUGGUGCAGUGAUCAAUGGCUAUUGCCAAAGGGGAAGAAUGGAAGAUGCCAACAGGGUAAGAGCCGAGAUGAUUGAUGUCGGACUGCAGGUUAAUUUGUUUGUGUACAACACACUGAUCAAUGGAUAUUGCAAGUUGGGGAGGAUGGUUGAAGUAGAGAAACUUUUACAGGAAAUGGAGGAUAGAGGGGUGAGUCUGGAUAAAUACAGUUACAAUACUCUAGUAGAUGGGUAUUGCAGACAGGGUUCCAUGAAAAAGGCAUUUGAAACCUGUGAUAUGAUGGUAAGGAAUGGGUUCGCAGGGACAACACUUACUUAUAAUAUGCUGUUGAAUGGUUUUUGUUCGUGUGGUGCUAUUGAUGAUGCACUUAAAUUGUGGUUCUUGAUGUUGAAGAGGGGAGUAGUGCCUAAUGAAAUUAGCUGUAGCACACUGCUGGAUGGUUUCUUCAAGGCAGGUAAAACCGAGAAGGCCUUGAACCUUUGGAAGGAAACCUUAGCAAGGGGUUUGGGAAGAAACGUGGUUACAAUUAACACAGUUAUCAAUGGGCUGUGUAAGAUUAGGAGGAUGGUUGAAGCAGAGGAGCUAUUUGGUAGGAUGACGGAAUGGAGAUGUCCUGCUGACAGCUUGACUUACAGAACACUAAUUGAUGGUUACUGUAAAAUAGGUGACCUGGAUAGAGCUACUCAAAUUCGGGUUGACAUGGAACAUUUAGGCUUUGCUCCUUCAGUUGAAAUGUUCAAUUCUUUCAUAACCGGAUUCUUUGUAGCUAAGCAAAGUGGCAAGGUCAAUGAUAUCGUUGUUGAAAUGACUGCAAAGGGACUUUCUCCUAAUACAGUCACUUAUGGAGCCCUGAUAGCUGGAUGGUGUAAAGAGGGCAAUCUGCAUGAUGCCUAUAAUUUAUAUUUUGAAAUGGUCGAGAAAGGUCUGGCUCCAAAUCUCUUCAUCUGCAGUGCUUUAGUGAGCUGUUUCUAUAGACAGGGAAAGGUUGAUGAGGCAAAUUUGGUGUUGCAAGAACUUGUGGGUACUGACAUGAUUCCAGACUGCAGUGCAAACACGCUUGAUAUUGGUAAAGUAGCACAUGUCAUUGAAUCUGUUGCUGGUGGAAAUCAUCAGUCUGCAAAAAUUAUGUGGAACAUUGUUAUUUUUGGGCUGUGCAAAUUGGGUAGAGUAUCAGAUGCUAGAAAUUUGUUUGAGGAUCUGAAAGUAAAGGGAUUCGUUCCUGAUAACUACACUUAUUCUAGCCUCAUUCAUGGUUGCUCUGCCUCAGGUUUUGUCAAUGUAGCUUUUGGCCUGAGGGAUGCGAUGUUGGGCGUCGGUCUUACUCCAAAUAUUGUAACAUACAAUUCUCUCAUCUAUGGCCUCUGCCAGUCUGGGAAUGUUCAAAGGGCAGUUAGUCUUUUCAGUAAGUUGCAAUCAAAGGGUAUGUCCCCUAAUGCUAUCACCUAUAAUACCCUGAUUGAUGGACAUUGCAAGGAUGGUAAUAUAACUGAAGCCUUCAAGUUAAAACAAAAGAUGAUCGAGCAAGGUAUUCGGCCUAAUGUAUUCACCUAUUCUAUACUGAUCCAUGGUCUCUGUACUCAAGGGUAUAUGGAAGAAGCAAUCAAGCUUCUGGAUCAAAUGAUUGAGAAUAAUGUGGAUCCAAAUUAUGUUACAUAUUGGACACUGAUUCAAGGUUAUGUUCGGUGUGGUAAUAUGAAAGAGAUCUCCAAGCUUUACAAUGAGAUGCAUAUCCGUGGACUUCUGCCUGCCAAUGGUACUGGACAUGUAAAACAUGCAGAUCCUGUUGUAAUUUGUAAACAGCCAGAAUGUAAAUAUGGACAGUGCUAA